AUGUUAAUGAAUCUAGGCAUCGACAAUCGUUCAGUUUAUGCUGAAGAUUUCGAAAUACCAUUUCUACAACAAUCAGCGGAGUUCUAUCGCCUUGAAAGUCAAAAAUUAUUGGCGGAGAAUAGUGCCUCGGUUUACAUACGAAAAGUAGCGGCACGAAUCAGUGAAGAAGGUGAACGGGCAGUUCAUUAUCUGGAUAAAUCAACCGAAGAACACGUUGUUCGAGUACUUGAAGAUGAAUUAAUAACAAAGCAUUUGAAAACCAUAGUUGAAAUGGAGAAUUCAGGCGUGUGCUAUAUGCUCAAGUUCAAUAAAUGCGAUGAUCUCACGACGAUGUAUAGACUAUUUGAACGUGUACCCAAUGGACAUUUGACUAUCGUGGAUUGUAUGAGCAGUUAUCUCCGUGAACAAGGACGUGCUCUCGUAGCGGAGAAUGCUGAUGAAGGAAAAAGCGCGAUUUCUUAUGUUCAAAAUUUACUCGAUUUGAAGGAUACAUUUGAUCAUUUUCUGAAAAAUGCGUUCAAUGAGGACAAAGUAUUCAAAAAACGAAUCAAUUCGGACUUCGAAUUCUUUGUUAACUUGAAUCAACGCAGUCCGGAAUAUUUGUCGUUAUUCAUUGAUGACAAAUUGAAAAAAUGUGCAAAAGAUAUCGGCGAUCAAGAAGUCGAAGUUGUCCUUGACAAAGCCAUGAUGUUAUUUCGCUACUUGGAAGAGAAAGAUGUUUUCGAACGGUAUUAUAAACAACAUCUAGCUAAACGACUACUAUUGAACAAAUCGGCAUCGGACGAUGCGGAGAAGAAUAUGAUAUCCCGAUUGAAAACUGAAUGUGGUUGUCAAUUUACUUGUAAAUUAGAAGGAAUGUUCAAAGAUAUUUGCGUAUCAAAUACAACUGCUGACGAUUUCCGUUUAUAUAUCUCACAAAAACGCAUUAAUUUGAAUGGAAUUGACUUAACUGUUCGAGUGUUAACCACUGGCUUUUGGCAAACACAAACAGCGAAUCAUCGAUGUAAUUUGCCAACGAUAGUUCGAGAAGCAUACCAAUGUUUCCAUCGAUUCUAUCUGGAUAAACAUAGCGGAAGACAGUUGACAUUACAGCCAAGUUUAGGUUCAGCAGAUUUAACUGCGAUUUUCUACGGAAAACCUAAAGAUGAUGAUGGAGACGGCGAAUCGAGACCAACAACCACAACAAUCACGACAAAAGAACGAAAACAUACAUUACAAGUAUCAACAUACCAAAUGGUGAUAUUAAUGUUAUUCAAUUCAAAAGACUCUUGGUCAUUUGAGGAAAUACAACAAGAAACAGAUAUCAAUGAAAAAGAUUUACAACGUGCGUUGUUAUCAUUAUCAAUGGGUAAAAUUAAUCAGCGUGUGUUUCUCAAAGAGCCUAAGACAAAAGAAAUUCAUCCAUCGGAUCGUUUCUGUGUCAAUGAUUCAUUUAUAUCGAAAUUAUUUCGUGUAAAAAUCAAUCCAGUGACAGCGAAACUCGAAAGCGAUCCUGAACGACAAGAAACACGAAAUAAAGUCGACGAUGAUCGCAAACACAUUAUCGAUGCAGCUGUUGUACGCAUCAUGAAAACGAGAAAGACAAUGACUCAUACACAGCUAAUUACUGAGGUUACACAUCAACUCAAAGCAAGAUUCCUGCCUAGUCCUGUUUUCAUAAAAAAACGAAUUGAAAGUUUAAUUGAACGAGAUUAUUUGUCUCGCUCAAUAGAUGAUAGGAAAAUGUAUAGUUAUGUUGCUUAG
This is a messenger RNA of Adineta ricciae, 1743 nucleotides long. The record is from the annotation of a GenBank genome assembly. Lineage: Eukaryota; Metazoa; Rotifera; Eurotatoria; Adinetida; Adinetidae.